Pelodiscus sinensis (Chinese soft-shelled turtle) is the source of this 6163-nucleotide messenger RNA. RefSeq names its product kinase non-catalytic C-lobe domain containing 1 (gene KNDC1). The record is from RefSeq and is a predicted model, not a curated record. Gene Ontology annotation, molecular function: guanyl-nucleotide exchange factor activity. Gene Ontology annotation, cellular component: guanyl-nucleotide exchange factor complex; neuronal cell body; dendrite. Gene Ontology annotation, biological process: regulation of dendrite morphogenesis; small GTPase-mediated signal transduction. NCBI's taxonomy places the organism in Eukaryota, Metazoa, Chordata, Testudines, Trionychidae.
GGACCGUGCCCGUUGCUAGGGGAUCGCUUCCUUAGCAGCGAAGGGCUUGUCUGUGCCCAGCAGGGGGCCGGCGGCCCGGGGCUCCCAGGAGCUAAAGGGGGGGCGUGCGGCGCUGCCGGGGGCUGGGCUUUGCGCGCGCGCGGCCAGGCUAGCGGGGGGGAAGGCUGCGCUGCCACUCCCUUGCCAGGCGGGCGGCAUGGAGGCUGCAGUGGCCGGGUUCCCCGAGGAGGCGGUGGCGCCGCCGCGCUGCUGCUGCUAUGACUUCGAGCCGCUGCCGACGCUGCUGGAGGAUGAGGAGAAUGUGUCCCUUGCUGAUAUUCUGUCUCUGCGGGAUAGCUGUCUUACUGAGCAGGAUAUCUGGGCAAUUUGCCUGGAGUGUAGCCAUUCUAUGAAGAGCAUCUUCCAUUCAGCAAUCUUCCAGACACUUUGCAUUACUCCUGACACUUUGGCUUUUAACACCAAUGGCAAUGUAUGCUUCAUGGAACAACUCAGUGAUGAUCCAGAAGGUGCCUUUGUACCACCAGAAUUUGAUAUCACUGGUAACACAUUUGAGGCACAUAUCUAUUCUUUGGGUGCGACCCUGAAAGCAGCAAUUGAGUAUGUGACCGAGCCUGAAACAGAGUCAGAGUUUGAGCAGGAUCUACAGACUCUUCUGGAACAAAUGCAAGAAGAGAAUCCUGAAGACAGGCCAGAUAUUGAGAGUAUCAUAUCAUUAUGUGAAGAAAAAUUGAAGUUUACUUCCUCAAGUAAUAUUUGUCGAAGUCUAUCUGCUGUUGGAAGAAGGGUGCUCUCAAUAGAAUCAUUUGGUACUUUUCAAGACAGCUGUGAUAACAUGUGGAAGGGAAAAGUGUGUCAGAGAAAUGUGGAAUUUAAAUUAUACACAAACGAAAAAAACAACACAGAAGGUGAUUCCUCUUCAAUGGAAGACAUGACCUCAAGCUAUCACAGAGCCUCUUCUGAAGCUAAUAUGGCCUUGAAUGCAAGAGAAUGUGGUUUAAAGGAAAUGCAAGUUUAUCUGGAUAAUGAAAGAUGUCAACAUUCACAACUUGCAGCUCAAACUAGAAAGAGCAAAGAAGAGGACAACCAUGUAUUAUAUAAUGAAAGAUGUGCUAACAUAUUUUUGGAGACCAAACCAUUUACUAAUGACCUAGAGAGAAAUGGUUUUAAAAAAGGUUGUUUGAGAAAAAUGAAAACUUUUCCAAAGCUACCACUUGAAGUUACAGACACGAAUAAUGUUUUAACAUCUCUAACAAACAAUGGACUUCUGAUUCAUAAAAAACAAUCACUAACACAUGACUCGGUACAUCUAGAAAAUAAUCAGGUCGAUUCAAAGAGAAAACUUAGUCCAUUCAAUAUUAAUAAUCCACCAAGAAUAAAACCAAAGAAUUACCAAGUCUCUGAUCUUCAAUUAGAUGCAUCUUGCAUAUGCACGCAGGUCUCUGGCAUGUAUCAUGAAGAAUAUAUGCCAUCUGUUAAGGAUAAAAAUAAAGUUUCUUUGGCAUGUAAGCAUAUAGAAGAAUAUUCUCAGGCUACCUCUGAAACUCAACAUACCAAUGACACAUUAAAAAUCUCAGAUCAGUCAGCUGCUGGAACAGAAAUAGUAGACAAUUAUUCAGCACGGGAGGACUGUAUCGAAACUUUUCAAGGGUCAAAUAAAAAUUGUUUAUCACAUCUUAAUAAGAUGACUUCAGUGUUAUCAAAAAACAAUAGGAAUGGAUAUGGGUCAAGCCUAAUUAGUUCUCCAGAAUUGCUCAAUAUUGUGAGGAGUACAAACAAUAACGAAAAUCACUGUGGAAGCAGAGAAUCAGAAGUCAAAAGUAAUGAGCAGUGCAUCUCUCUGAAACUACUUUUGUCUCGGUAUGGUAAGCCAUUGAAAGACUAUGAACUCUGGGCAUUAUGUCAUGAAUGCUUAUUUACUCUGCAGACUUACCUAGAUUAUCCAGUGUUUUUAUGUUUGGAUUCUGUGCUGAUUGAUUGUCAUGGAAAUGUUCUCUUUGCUGCUCCAGAAGAUGAAGAGUAUUAUGAUGCAUUUUAUCUGGCUCCUGAAAUUGAAGAAGUGGAUUUUGUUACUGAGAAGGUCUGUAUUUACUGUGUUGCUGCAGUUUUGUGGACAGCAGCCAAAUACAAUUAUCCACCUGAUCAAAAACUAGUGUUACCAAGGAAACUAAAGACUCUUCUUCUGGAUAUGGCAAAAAAACACUCUGAAGAAAGGCCUUCUUUAGCUGAUGCAAUUAAGAUAUGCAGUAGUUAUCUCCUUGAGCAAAGUAUAAACAGCAAAAAGGUUCUGGCAUUGUUAAGUAAAUCUGCCUUCAAGGCUUUCAAGGAAGAAGUAAACUCUUUCCAAGAUAAUGUUCCUUUUAAGUCUAAAAAUAAAAAUAAGAAAAUAGAUGCUUCAGAGUCUAGUCUAGGAUUUGUGCCAAUUACUAGUGAAAGUAAGCUUAUAGCAAUUAAAGGGCCAGUGCCUUGUCAAACGUCUUUAAACAGUGAGGCAAGUACAUUGCCUGUUGCGUUCACCUCUUCUGCAACUCACUUUAAGCCUAUUAUACUGCAGCAAAACACAGAGAUAACAAAAGAGAUGCAUACAUCUACUUCUCAACAACUUGAUAGAUCUGGAAAGAAAGAAAUGCCUAUGGAUGGCAACAACAAAUCAGCAUCUGUAGUUGACACUGAAAACCAUGCUGCUGAAGAAGUUAUAGCUGCACUUGAGAUAUCCAAGCAAGAUUUAGAAACACAAAACCAUUUAUCCCAAAUACUUUCAAAGGAGCAAAGUCCAAGCAAUAUGGUUAAAUCCACAGUUGAAUCGCCAUCACUAUCAGAUUCCUUAUGCAAUUUACAAGAAAAGAACACUUCAUCUCCAAUUUCUUCAAGCUCCUCAGCUUCUGCCAUGCCACAGAGGCCACCUCUUAUAAAUAACUUCCUUCUCAAUCAGGACCCAGAGACAAAAGUGUUAACGCUUGUACCAGUGCAGCUAGCUAUAUCAGAGCAAAUACCAAAUAAACCUCUUGAGUCACAAAUGGCUUAUGAUUGCUAUAAUCAUUUGCCUGUGCGCCUUUUAAGUACAAUAGCAAAUUAUAACACUGAUAUAAAUCUACAAAAUAAAUCCUCCCUUUGCCAGCUACAGAACGAUGAACCCACUAAAGUACAGACAAAACAUGAUAAAAUGAAAUCCGAAAUCUAUAGUUUGUCAUUGCCUUCAACUAAUCAAAUUAUUCAAACCAGCUAUCUAGAAAACAAAGAAUGUAAUACUGAAAUAGGCAGUAUCUUAUCUUUACCAGGACACAUAACACAUUCAUCAGUGAAUCAGAAUGUGUCUUCACCCUUCAGUGUAGAAAUAUUAUCCCAGAAAAGUGGGAUAAAUAACACUUUAUUACAGAAAACAGUGAAUCUUAUACAAGAAGAAUUUGCAUUUGAUGGCUAUCUGGAAAAUGGAGCUGAAGUUCUUGUUAUGGGUAACUAUAUUUUCACCUUAAAGGAUCUUAAGUUUGACGUUUUCUGUGCUGCAGUUUCUGAGAAGUUUUGUGACCUUUAUUGGGAUGAAAAAUUACUGGAGAAUCUUUACAAGGUAGUAAAUGGGAAAACCACUCCACAAGCAGGCAUAACUGAAACAGAUGGCUCAGAUUGUGGCAGUGUGUUACGGAGUUUGAAGAGAAUUGAUAGUUUGUUGGUUAGCAGCAGAGAGACAACAGGAAAAAAGAUACAGGUGGCCUCUGGCACCAGAGCAAUACCUGCUUCAGAUGUAUCAUUGGCUGAAAAGGACUCAGAUGAGCUUCCACUAGAUAAUUUUGAAAAAGAAUUGAGGAUGCGGAAGUUUAUAUUAAGAACUGAAAAAAGGGGAAGUUGUUUUCAAAGUAAUAAUGGUCUCAGUCCUGACUCUGUAGAAGAGAAUAUAGAACAAGAAGAGGAGACAUCUGAAAAUAAUUACCCUGUCUCCCCCAGUUCAUCUGAAUUUCGUGGUUGUAGUCCUGGUUGGAGCAGUGCAUUCUAUGGAGGUGAAUGCUUUAGUUCAGAAGUUCACAAUUAUGUGAAAGAACUUGGGAAGCAGGAAGUAAAUGAGUCACAAAAUAUAAACUCUAAAAGAGUGGAACUUGAACAACUACUAAUGAUCGAGACAAAAAAUUAUAGGAGAACUCUAAAAUUCUACCAGAAACUUUCUCAGCAGGAGAGAAAAAACAAAGGUUCUGAGGUUAAAAGUAUGUUGCCCAAAUUGAGGGAACAGCUACAAGAAAUGAAAUCCAAGGUGGAACUUCUUGAAUUGGUAAAGAAAUACUUACAGAUCAUGUAUGUAGAGCAGUGGGGAGUGGAAUCAUGUGCACUUCUUACAGUAAUUAACGUUACAAGAACUGAUGUGUUGGACAUCAGCCCUUUGGAUGAGUCGUCCUUGCUCAUUUUCUAUAAUAUGAAGAAACACCAGUAUAAUAAUCAAAACAAGUCAAGGAUUUUACAAGCUGGAACACCACUUGGGUUAAUGGCAUAUCUGUAUUCCAGAAAUGCAUUUUUAGAAGGUUAUGUACAGCAGUUCCUUUACACAUUUCGUUAUUUCUGCACACAAGAAGAAUUGUUGAAGUUUCUUCUUGAUAAAAUCAACUGCACUUUAUCCAGUGCAAAUGUGGAUCCAACCUCUCUGCUUAUCAAAAUAUACAAUCGCAGUUUCUACAUUCUGCAGGCUUGGAUUGAAGACUGUUACAGUGUAGACUUUGCAGUAAAAGCUGAUCUUUUGUGCACACUACAGGACUUCGUUUCUUCCAAGAUUGCUCCAUUAAAUGGUCAUGGUGAACGUUUGCUGGCAGUGCUUGAAAAUGCAACUGGUGGGAAACAUGGCAGCACAUUCCAAAACUAUAACCUGAAUGAGUGGAAGGAGGAGGAAGAGGAGAAUACAAAAUCUUUACACUCAUUGUGUAAAAAGCUGUCUGAAGAAGUGUCCCAAAAGAGCUUUAACUGGAAACUCUCCAAAGGAAAUGACUCUAUUACACAUCAUCAAAAAGAAAGACCAUACACAGUGGGGUCAGCUUUACCGAAGCCAUGCUAUUACAGUUCUACAGAAGAAUUCUCUGGCUCUUAUGCUAAAACAAAUGAAGGAGGAUCUCUCUUAACUGAAUAUAGUGUACAAGAGCUUUGCUGUCAACUGACACUGUUACAACAGGAAAUGUUCUGUAAAUGCCAUCCAGUACACUUCCUGAAUUCAAGAGCACUUGGCGUCAAAGAUAAAUGUGCCACUAUCCAAAAAGUUGUUUCCACUGAAUCACUGUCCCUUAAAGUCUGUAACCUCUUUCUGCCAAAUUGCAUACAAGACAAGUAUCUCUUACAGCUUUUAAGGAAUGCAGACAAUAUCAGCACCUGGGUCGCUGCUGAAAUUGUUACAAGUCAUACUUCCAAGUUACAGGCGAAUUUGCUAUCAAAAUUUCUUCUUGUAGCAAAAUCUUGCUAUGAACAAAGAAAUUUUGCUACUGCCAUGCAUAUCUUUAGAGGGCUCGAAAAUCUUAUAGUACGACAGCUACCAGCCUGGAAAAUUUUGCCAUCAAAAGUGUCUGAAAUAAUGGAAGAACUCAAGGCUGUUGAGGUGUUUUUAAAAAGUGACAGUUUGUGUUUGAUGGAAGGACAGAGAUUCAAAACACUCCCUACAAUUCCAUCAGCCCAUGUUCUGGCCAUGCAUGUCCAGCAGCUUGAAACUGGAGGAUUUACUAUGACAAAUGGAGCUCAUAAGUGGACUAAACUUAGAAACAUUGCAAAAGUUGUGAGCCAGGUUCAUGCAUUUCAAGAAAACCCCUAUACAUUUACUCCAGAUCUCAAGCUCCAGUCUUACCUCAAAAAAAGAAUAGCUCAUUUUAAUGAUGCAGACAUUUCUGCUUUAGCAGCUGACAACAGAGCCAACUUCCAUCAGAUACCAGCUGAAAGACGUGCUCGAAAAAUUCAGGACACAUUGCGCAGAAUGAAGGCAACAUUUCAAUAAUUGUUUACAUUUUACCUGAUUGUUUGAUUUUAAUUCCAGAAUAUAAAAGUAUGGAUGAACAUGACUUCAACUCCCAUAGAAUUCCCAAGCAAAGACACAAUGAAAUUAGUUUUAAAAUAUUAACUCUAUCGGAAAUGUAUAUAAAACCAUUGUAUGCCCACAUCUUGAAUACCUCAUCUUAAAAAAGAUACACUGACAUUGCAAAAGGUUCAGAAA